GUAGUGAGAAAGAUGGCGACUCUGGGCCCCUCUGGGUGGUGGUGGCGGCGGUGCCGGUGGCGGUGGCGUCUGUCUGCUUGGGAUGGGUCCAGGGUGUUGCUCCUUCUCCUUUUGUUGGGGUCUGGGCAGACGUUCGAGUACUUGAAGCGGGAACACUCGCUGUCGAAGCCCUACCAGGGUGUGGGCACUAGCAGUUCCUCAUUGUGGAAUCUGAUGGGCAACGCCAUGGUGAUGACGCAAUAUGUCCGCCUUACUCCAGAUAUGCAGAGUAAACAGGGUGCUCUCUGGAACCGGGUGCCUUGUUUCCUGAGAGACUGGGAGUUGCAGGUGCACUUCAAAAUCCAUGGACAAGGGAAGAAGAAUCUACAUGGGGAUGGCUUGGCAAUCUGGUACACAAAGGAUCGGAUGCAGCCAGGGCCUGUGUUUGGAAACAUGGACAAAUUUGUGGGGCUGGGAGUAUUUGUAGACACCUACCCCAAUGAGGAGAAGCAGCAAGAGGCCCAGAAGAGGCGAUAUUCUCCAGGAAUCCAGCGGGUGUUCCCCUACAUCUCCGCCAUGGUGAACAAUGGCUCCCUCAGCUAUGAUCAUGAGCGGGAUGGGCGGCCCACAGAGCUGGGGGGCUGCACGGCCAUUGUCCGCAAUCUCCAGCAUGACACUUUCCUUGUGAUUCGCUAUGUCAAGAGGCAUUUGACGAUAAUGUUGGACAUCGAUGGCAAGCAUGAGUGGAGGGACUGCAUUGAGGUGCCCGGGGUCCGCCUGCCCCGGGGCUACUACUUUGGCACCUCCUCCGUCACCGGGGAUCUCUCAGACAACCAUGACAUCAUUUCCAUGAAGCUAUUUGAGCUGACAGUGGAGAGAACCCCAGAAGAGGAGAAGCUGCAUCGAGACGUGUUCUUGCCCUCGGUGGACAACAUGAAGCUGCCUGAGCUGACAGCCCCGCUGCCGCCCCUAAGUGGCCUGGCCCUCUUCCUCAUUGUCUUCUUCUCUCUGGUGUUUUCCGUGUUUGCCAUUGUCAUUGGCAUCAUACUGUACAACAAGUGGCAGGAGCAGAGCCGAAAGCGUUUCUACUGAGCCCUCCUGCCGCCACCCCACUGUGGCUGUUUCCACAAGGUGUGGGAGGAACAGGCGCUGGCCUGACCACACAGCCCAGUGGUCUCCAUUCUCCAGCAGCUGGUCAGGGACUAUGUUCUGUCACUGGAGCUUUGAGUUCAGGGACACCGUAUUCCCAUGGUCAUCUGUGAGAACCUCUGACUCUGGUUCAGGAAGCCCACCACCGAAGGGCAAUGCUGUGUGAUGUGCCUUUCCCUGCAGUCCGUCCACUGGGAUCUCAGAGGGUGGAGACAGCAUCUCCUGUAUGAUGCCAAGAUUACAGAAAAGAACUUCAUAGCCCAGGAUGCCUUGGUGUUGGACUCAGGACCCCCGUGCUUCUUGAUUAAAUCUGCAAAGGAUGGAACACUCCUCAUGCCUUCCCGCCAUCCGUCCAUUUCGUUUUUGCUUUUGGUCUAAGCCUCUGUCCACCUGAGCAGCUCUCCUUGGAAAUCUGGGCGGAGGCUUCUCCCUCCUUUUACUGUUCUCUUCACAUGCAGCCUGAGAUUGAGAAGACCUUCCACGCCUGUCUGUGGGAGCCAGCGCUGCAGACAGACAUGUUGCACUGAUCCUCACUAGGUGUCCGCAGGGAAGGCUUUCUGCUUCGGCCCGUUGCUCUAGCCUUUGCUUGUCAGCGUAGAUCCUGGUUCGGUUGGCGUGUUUGUGAUCUUCCCAACGAGGCUCUUCCAUUCGGCCCUCAGUCUUGUUUGGCUGGAAGUUGUUGUGCAAGUCAAGAGGAGCUUGGAAGAUCUCAUGGAUGAGUGGGAUUAACUGACACAGACCUGCUCCAGGAUUUGACACCAGAAGCAACAUUUGCUGAGUGACCUGACCACAUGGAGAUGUUUCUGGACCAACGGGAGCCUGCUUAGCUGCAUGUUUUGUGUCUGUCGUGGUCUUUGGAGUCUUACUUUGGGUAUCCAAAAUGUAAGAAAACUUUUUCUUAUA
Molecule: messenger RNA, 2031 nt
Organism: Pipistrellus kuhlii (Kuhl's pipistrelle)
Lineage: Eukaryota; Metazoa; Chordata; Mammalia; Chiroptera; Vespertilionidae
Gene: LMAN2L
Product: lectin, mannose binding 2 like
Exons: 9
Coding region: 13-1071 (352 amino acids)
Biological process (GO): endoplasmic reticulum organization; Golgi organization; endoplasmic reticulum to Golgi vesicle-mediated transport
Cellular component (GO): endoplasmic reticulum membrane; Golgi membrane; endoplasmic reticulum-Golgi intermediate compartment
Molecular function (GO): D-mannose binding
Source: RefSeq, a predicted model, not a curated record